ACAGCUCCCCUUCAGCCACACGGGGGCGCUGAGGCGCCAUUAGCUGCAGGCGCUGAAACCGCAGAAGAAGAAGAGUUCCUAUCCACGUGGGAGAAGAGGAGCAACAUGGCGCCUCCGGGAGGGAAAAUAAACAGACCGAAAACGGAGCUCGGAAAGAAACUCUUCAAGCGGCGCCGAGUUCUGGGCCGACAGAAGAGGAAGCAGCAUCAGAUCAUCGGAGCCGUGGUGGACCGGGACCUCAUCACCGUCCAUCACCUGCAGAAGAGACGGUCCAGUCCCAGAGCCAACAUCACGCUCUCAGGGAAGAAGAGACGGAAGCUGCUCAAGCAGCUGCAGCACAUGCAGAAGGAGAAAUCCACCAUGGAAGUGGAAGCAGCACCACAGAAGAAGAAGGACUCCUCUUCAUCAUCAGCUGCUCCACAGAAGAAGAAGAAGAAGGCGGGGUCUGGUGGCCAGGGCGACGUGGAGAUGGAGGAUGUGGAGUGAGCUGAGGUCCGAUUUCAGACAAAGUUCUGUCAGAAAUCAAGUUGCAGAGAAGAAAACGUGGAAAUCAGAACCACUGGAUGUGGAUCAGAACCGAUGAGUAGAACCAGACAACCUCGCUGUGAUUCAUCUGUUCCACUUUAUCUGAGCUACUGAGGGACUGGAGCUGCAGAUUUGGUUUUGGUUCUGAGGGUAGAACCUGUUCAGAACAUGGACUGGGUCCAUAGAAACCAAUGGACACUUUGUACUGUUUCUCUGUUUGAAUAAAAUAAGUCCAAAAGUUC
Messenger RNA from Fundulus heteroclitus (mummichog), 767 nucleotides. RefSeq names its product chromosome 17 C11orf98 homolog (gene c17h11orf98). The coding region runs from base 106 to 486 and encodes 126 amino acids. The transcript is spliced from 4 exons. NCBI's taxonomy places the organism in Eukaryota, Metazoa, Chordata, Actinopteri, Cyprinodontiformes, Fundulidae. The record is from RefSeq and is a predicted model, not a curated record.